Messenger RNA from Aspergillus sclerotioniger CBS 115572, 375 nucleotides. RefSeq names its product arsenate reductase ArsC. The annotation marks the transcript as partial. The record is from RefSeq and is a predicted model, not a curated record. Lineage: Eukaryota; Fungi; Ascomycota; Eurotiomycetes; Eurotiales; Aspergillaceae. The transcript has a single exon.
AAACCCAACAUCCUCUUCAUCUGCAUCCAUAACGCCGGCCGCUCCCAAAUGGCCGCAGCCUACUUAUCGCAUCUUGCAGGCGACACAAUCGAAGUUCGUUCCGCCGGAUCCGCCCCCGUCGAGUCUAUCAAUCCUCAAGUGGUGAAGGCCAUGUUAGAGGAAGGUAUUGAUCUUAGGGGCCAGAAACCAAAGAUUCUUACCCCUGAUGCUGUGGAAGGAAGUGAUGUGGUUGUUACUAUGGGAUGUGGUGAUGCGUGUCCGGUUUAUACGGGAAAGCGGUAUAUUGAUUGGAUACUAGAUGACCCUGCGGGAAAGGGGUUGGAAGGGGUGAGGGUUAUUAGGGAUGAGGUGAGGAGGAGGGUGGUGGGCUUGUUG